AUGGAUUCCUUGCCAGUUCGCGUUCACCCAGGCUCAUCAGCAGCCAAGCCUACGAGCGAGACUGACUUAGAGAGUCUCUCCCCGUUUGGCAUCGCUCGUGCGACUGUUAACGAUAACCCCUUGAGCGAUGAUGAGGUACGCAAAUACAAUACCUACUUCCGGGCGACGAUGUACCUCUGCCUCGGCAUGAUCUAUCUGAGAGACAACCCGCUGCUCAAGGAACCACUCAAGCUCGAGCACAUCAAGGCCCGACUGCUUGGACACUGGGGAUCCGACGCCGGACAAAGCUUCACGUACAUGCAUUUCAACCGUCUGAUCAAGAAGUACGAUCUCGACUCUUUCUUCAUUUCGGGGCCCGGCCAUGGUGCUCCUGCUGUUCUGGCCAACGCUUACCUCGAGGGCACUUACUCCGAGGUCUAUCCAGAUAAAUCAGAGGAUGCAGAAGGCAUGCGGCGCUUCUUCAAGCAGUUCAGCUUCCCUGGGGGCAUCGGCAGCCAUGCUACUCCAGAGACGCCUGGAUCUAUCCACGAAGGGGGUGAACUCGGAUACUCCAUCUCGCAUGCAUUCGGCGCUGUAUUCGACCACCCGAAUCUCAUCGCUCUCACCAUGGUCGGCGACGGCGAGUCCGAGACCGGCCCGCUGGCUACAAGCUGGCACAGCACCAAAUUCCUCAAUCCCAUCACGGACGGCGCUCUCCUCCCUGUGCUGCAUCUGAACGGCUAUAAGAUCAACAACCCUACCGUGCUGGCCCGCAUCAGCCACAAAGAGCUAGAGAGCCUGUUUAUCGGCUACGGCUGGACGCCUUACUUUGUUGAGGGCAGUGACCUGGGCAGCAUGCACCAAGCCAUGGCCUCCACUCUGGAGCGCUGCGUUACCGAGAUCCAGAAGUACCAGAAAGAGGCGCGCGAGUCCGGCAAAUCCUUCCGUCCCCGAUGGCCCAUGAUCGUCCUACGUACUCCAAAGGGCUGGACAGGACCGCGUAAGCUCGGAGAACAUUUCCUGGAAGGCUUCUGGCGAUCCCAUCAAGUACCAAUCCCGGAUGUUGCUUCCAAGACGGAGAGUCUCAAGAAGCUGGAGGAGUGGAUGCGCAGCUACAAGCCAGAGGAACUGUUUGACGAGCAUGGCAAGCUCAUGCCGGAGCUAAAGGAGCUGACGCCCACCGGAGACAAACGUAUGAGCGCCAAUCCGGUUGCCAAUGGGGGCACCCUUCGCACGAAGUUGCGCAUCCCGGACUUCCGCGACUUCGGGAUCGACAUCAACAAGAAACCCGGCGCGAUUGAAGCGGGCAGCAUGUCCAACUUCGCCGUCUUCCUGAAAGAAAUUGUCCGGAAGAACGAGACCAACUUCCGCGUUUUCGGACCAGACGAGACCGAAUCAAACAAGCUUGGCGCGAUCUACGAAGCCAGCAAGAAAGUCUGGCUGGGCGACUACCUCGACGAGGACGCCGACGGCGGCAACCUCGCGCACGCGGGCCGCGUCAUGGAGAUGCUCAGCGAGCACACCGUGGAGGGUUGGCUCGAGGGCUACAUCCUAUCCGGGCGGCACGGCUUUCUUAACAGCUACGAGCCCUUCAUCCACAUCAUCGACAGCAUGGUCGGGCAGCACUGCAAAUGGCUCGAGAAGUGCGCCGAGGUCGAGUGGCGCACGCCCAUCGCCUCGCUCAACAUCCUCCUGACAGCCACCGUCUGGCGCCAAGACCACAACGGCUUCACGCACCAGGACCCAGGCUUCCUGGACGUCAUCACCAACAAGUCCCCGGACGUGACGCGCAUCUACCUCCCGCCGGACGGCAACUGCCUGCUCUCGGUGGCAGACCACUGCUUCCGCUCGUCCAACUACGUCAACGUCAUCGUGGCGGACAAGCAGAACCACCUGCAGUACCUAGACAUGGACGCCGCAAUCGUGCACUGCACCAAGGGCAUCGGGAUCUGGGACUGGGCGUCCAACGACUCCGGCGGCGAGCCGGACGUCGUCAUGGCAUGUUGCGGGGACGUGCCGACACACGAGACGCUGGCCGCCGUCGCGCUGCUGCGCGAGCACCUCCCCAAGCUCAAGAUCCGCGUCGUCAACGUCGUGGAUCUGUUCAGGCUGAUGCCGCAGUUCGACCAUCCGCACGGGCUGAGCGACGUCGAGUUCCGCGCCCUGUUUACCGACGACAAGCCCGUCGUGUUCAACUUCCAUAGCUAUCCCUGGCUGAUCCACAAGCUGACAUAUCGCCGCAAGGGGCAGGCGAAUCUGCACGUGUGUGGGUAUAGGGAGAAGGGGAAUAUCGAUACGCCGCUCGAGCUCGCGAUCAGGAACAGGACGGACAGGUUUAGUUUGGCCAUCGAUGCUAUUGAUCGGAUUCCGGGGCUGGGGAACAGAGGCGCGGGCGCCAGGGAGGCAUUAUUGAACCAGCAGAUUGUGGCCAAGAACUAUGCGUAUCAUGAGGGGGUGGACUUGGCGGAGUUGAGGGAGUGGAGGUGGCCGUUUUGA
Molecule: messenger RNA, 2475 nt
Organism: Coniosporium apollinis CBS 100218
Lineage: Eukaryota; Fungi; Ascomycota; Dothideomycetes
Product: phosphoketolase
Exons: 1
Coding region: 1-2475 (824 amino acids)
Biological process (GO): carbohydrate metabolic process
Molecular function (GO): aldehyde-lyase activity
Source: RefSeq, a predicted model, not a curated record